AUGCCCUCCGAAGCAGAUAACAGAGACUACGAAGGGGAAUCGUGUCAUGACUCGUCGGAGACCCCAAACUCGAAUAGCAACCUUACGCUUUCGAUCCCUCCGAGCGCUUCAACUCGGUCGUUGACAGAUAGCCCCCCGAGCGGAUCUGUUGCUACACCCCAAUUCACCGAUGCCCCUCAACUCCCACGGACGCCUGAUGAUGAUACGAAGAACGAAGACGAAGCCCAUGAGUCUGGCACAGAUGGACAGUCUGAAGCCGAGGCAACCCCCCGCAGGCAAAAACCACACAAAUCCCCCUUGUUGACGGCUCACCGGCUUUCCACCACAUCUCUUGACGACGUGAACCUGGCCAACAAUGUCAACCAGGAUGGCCCCCUCGACAAUUCCAAGGCGGGGCAGGAGGCCGAGAUAGGCUCCCCUCCCGCGUUGCCCUCUAGAGACUCCACCUCAACACAGGGCUCUCUCCUUCAGGGCUUAUCCGGCAGUCUUCCCUCCGUACCAUGGGCUCCUCCUCCGCAAAACAAGAACCAGCCCGCGGCUGCACCUCCCCCACCUCCGGCUCGAAGAAUCACGAGUCCGUUUGCUUGGCUUUCUCGAGCGUCAACAGGGAGCAAGGAUGCUGCGGCCCCUUCACAAUCCGGGCGACGAAACACUGGUGCUUCCAUCUCUACCAUUGGUAGCAAUUCUGAAGUCGCUGGCCGACUGCAGGAUGUGGAAGUGGAUGGCUCGAGCGUAGGCUCCAAGAGACCACAUCGAAAUAGUUUGAAGGACCAGUUCAAAAUGCUCCGAAUGCGGGAGGAGGGUCAUAUUCCGGAAGGCGAUGAAGCAAGCGUUGCAUCGGGACGUGGAAGUAUCAGCCAUUCAGCCACAAGCCCACCUCCUAGUAUCCCAGAGGAAGGGGAGAACGAAGCCACUGCUGCACCGCCAGCAGCUUCGCCUUCACCUCCACCAUCGUCAACAGUCAACCCGAAUUUGGCGCCGGGGACAGUUUCAGGAUUUUCAACGUCUGCAAGUGAUGCGGCCGCCCCCGUGGAUUGGGAACUAUGGGAGCAGCUGGUAAACAAUGGCCCACAGGCCCUGAAGGGAACUAAUUCGGAAGAGCUGAAUGCUGCUAUAAAACGGGGAAUCCCGCAAACCAUUCGAGGCGUUAUUUGGCAAAUCCUUGCGGAUAGUAGAAGUCUAGAUUUGGAAGAGGUCUACAGGGAACUUGUUGCCCGAGGCACAGACAAGGACAAGUCGCGAGCAAAUGGCAUGACUAACGGAAGCGUAGAGAAGGACUCGGUGGCCUCUUCGCGCUCGUCUGUCCGCUCAGAACGUUCUCACUCUGCUGCACCUUCGAACAAAAGUCCUUCUCCUAGCCCUUCCCAGGAGCUGGAUCCCGAAAAGCUGGCAAAAGAGCAGGCCGUGAAUGAAACGGCCAGGAAGAAGAAGGAAAAGGAGGAUACAGCGGCACUCCAGAAACUUGAGAAGACCAUUCGCCGGGAUUUGGGCGCGCGUACGAGCUACUCUCGAUACUUUGUCUCACAGGGUAACCAGGAGAGCCUGUUUGGGCUAUGUAAGGCCUAUGCUUUAUAUGACGAGGCCGUGGGUUACGCUCAAGGGAUGAACUUCAUUGUCAUGCCGCUACUAUUCAACAUGGACGAAGCAGAGGCUUUCACCCUGAUGGUGAAACUCAUGAAUCAAUAUGGUCUACGGGAAAUGUUCAUCCAGGACAUGCCUGGUUUACAUCGCAGCUUAUUCAUAUUUGAGCGAUUUCUUGAGGAUCUCGAGCCCGCUCUUUAUUGCCACCUACGACGACGAGGAGUCCAUCCCCAAUUGUACGCUACUCAGUGGUUCUUGACCCUUUUCGCUUACCGCUUCCCAUUGCAACUCGUUCUUCGCAUUUACGAUCUCAUCCUUGAGGAAGGAUUGGAAACCACAAUCCUAAAGUUUGCCCUUGCGAUCAUGCGGCGCAACGCAGACGCCCUUCUGGCUAUGAAGGACAUGGUACCAUUGACAACGUUUUUGAAGGAUCGGUUGUUUGAUGUUUAUAUUGAUAAACAACCUAGCCCAUCAUCUAUUCUCGAAUCAGGGUUUUUCGGGUCAUCAGGCGCUUCCGACAAGGAAAUUUACCGUGCUGAUAUUAUGGUCCAAGAUGCCUGUGACAUCCCACUUGACUCGGUUGCAAUCAGUGCAUAUACUGCUGAAUGGGAAGAAAAGGAACGCUUAGAGAAAGAUCGGGAAGCCGAAUUGAGCCACCUGAAGUAUACUGUGUCUACGCAGAGCGCUCGCAUUCGUCUUCUAGAGGAGCAAACAGAAGCAUCCGAUAAGGAACACGUCCAGCUUGCCUCGGAAGUCAUUCAUCUGAAGGUUGAGAAUGAGGAGCUCUCGGAUUUGAAUGACGCACUGAAGAUGCAAGUCAAGGAGCUCAAAAAUGUGGUAGAUAAACAGCCUGCCGAGGUCGAACAGAAACUCCAAACCGAAAUGGAUCGCAUCAUGAAACGUAACCUCGAGGUGCAGAAUGAGAACCGUGCCAUGGUGGAACAGAUGGCGGAAAUGGAAAAGGAGCUUGUGACGGCCAAGCUCAGUCACGCCGAGAUCCACGAGCAAUACGAGAACCAAAAGCAGAAGUGGAACGAUCUUCGCAAGGCUCUGGACUAG
Aspergillus versicolor CBS 583.65 is the source of this 2640-nucleotide messenger RNA. RefSeq names its product putative GTPase activating protein (Gyp5). Bases 1 to 2640 code for a protein of 879 amino acids. Lineage: Eukaryota; Fungi; Ascomycota; Eurotiomycetes; Eurotiales; Aspergillaceae. The record is from RefSeq and is a predicted model, not a curated record. The transcript is spliced from 4 exons.